CACGACUCCUUCAACCACGAGUAUGCGAUCCUGGGUUUUCCCAACGUGGUUGGAGACUCGGAGCAAAGCUUUGUAGAGGGCUUGGACCAUUUUUGUUUUCUUUGACCCAGCAGAUGAAGGAAGCUUGAGUGGUAUCAUGGGGAGAAAUUUUUCGGAAAAAUAAAAUAAAAUAAAUAUUGACAAGAAUAAGAAUCAGUGUUUCCAGGAAUAGGAGAUGACGAUCUUAGCGGCCGCCCUACUGUGGAGGGGGAAAUUCGCUUCUCAAUCCCGCCCCACCGCGGGACACCUAGUGUCCUUCCUUCACCCGCUUGCCUCCCUUCCCUUCCUCACCCUCCUCCCUAGUUCACCCUUUACCGCUCCGCUCGCCACAUCUUGCAUGAGCCUCCCAGCACUUCUACUUCGCAACAUCCGCCCCUCGGUUCCCAGGAUCUCUCCCGGGCAGUUACGAACGAUGAUAAAACCUGCUGCGAGAGUAGCUACCCAGGCCAAAGAUGUUUGGUCAAUUGUCAACGAAGCAGCUGCGGCAGCCACGGCUUCAGGAAACACAAUUAUUAAUCUUGGCCAAGGCUUCUUUGGCUACAACCCGCCUCAAUUUAUCGUAAAUGCUGCGAAAGAAGCGCUGGAUAGGGUUGACUGUAACCAAUACUCUCCCACUCAGGGCCGCCUCCGCUUGCGCCAGGCUCUCUCGGAUGCCUACUCUCCAUUCUUUGGCCGUAAGCUCGAUCCUGCCACUGAAAUUGUUAUCACCACCGGUGCAAAUGAGGGCAUUUUGAGUGCCUUUAUGGGCUUCAUCGAGAAGGGUGACGAGGUGAUUGUCAUGGAGCCGUUCUACGAUCAGUAUGUUCCCAACAUUCGGAUGGCUGGUGGAAAGGUUGUCUACGUCCCGCUGCAUCCACCCGCGAAGGGGGACACGGAGGUUUGUUCGUCCAACGAUUGGACCUUGGAUUUGGCAGAGCUUGAGAGGGCUAUCACUGAGAAGACUAGGAUGGUGGUCAUCAAUAAUCCGCACAAUCCGAUCGGUAAAAUCUUUAGCAAGGAGGAGCUUAUGGGAAUUGGCGAAUUGUGUGUUAAGCAUAACAUCCUCAUUCUCAGCGAUGAAGUCUACGAUAGAUUAUUCUACGUCCCUUUCACUAGAACUGCAACCCUCACCCCGGAGAUUAGAGAUCUCACGAUCACAGUUGGGUCUGCUGGGAAGAACUUCUAUUGCACUGGUUGGAGGGUUGGCUGGUUAAUUGGGAGACCCGACCUCAUCAAAUAUUCCGCCGCUGCUCAUACUCGUAUCUGUUAUUCUUCCGUCUCUCCUCUUCAAGAAGCAGUAGCUAUCGGGCUCGAACAGGCUGACGAGGAGGGAUUCUGGGAGAGCUCCAAGCGCGAAAUGAAGGGCAAGAUGGACCGCUUCAAUGAAGUUUGGGACGAAUUAGGCCUUCCCUUCACCGAUCCCGAGGGUGGCUACUUUGUCCUGGUCAACAUGAGCAAGGUAAAAAUGCCUGAAGAUUACGAAUUUCCACCUCAUGUGUCUUCUCGACCGAGAGACUUUCAACUCUCCUGGUUCCUAAUCAAGGAGAUCGGGGUCGCUGCAAUCCCGCCCACUGAAUUCUACACCGAAGCCAACGAAAAGGAAGCAGAAAACUACCUCAGGUUCGCAGUCUGUAAAGAUGACGACGUCCUCGAAGCUGCAAAGGAGAAGUUGAGAAGGUUGAAAAAUUACAUGUAAAUCUUCCGGGUUGAUCUUAGAAUUCCAUGCACUUUUUUUCUUCCGGGUUUAGAUAUUUGGUGGGAGUCGAUUGGUUUUUUCAGUUACCUUUAGAAAAGCUAUGAUUCACGAUCCAUACAAAUAGCAAAUUCCAUGAAUUAAGAUUAACUUAGCAAUUUU
This is a messenger RNA of Tuber melanosporum (Perigord truffle), 1873 nucleotides long. RefSeq lists its product as uncharacterized. Gene Ontology annotation, molecular function: pyridoxal phosphate binding; L-kynurenine:2-oxoglutarate transaminase activity. The coding region runs from base 452 to 1714 and encodes 420 amino acids. Gene Ontology annotation, cellular component: cytoplasm; mitochondrion. The transcript has 7 exons. Lineage: Eukaryota; Fungi; Ascomycota; Pezizomycetes; Pezizales; Tuberaceae. The record is from RefSeq and is a predicted model, not a curated record. Gene Ontology annotation, biological process: biosynthetic process.